GGCAACCCCUCGUCAGCGUGGUUCUGCCGGGGUCCAGCAGUACGCCGGGAAAGACCGAGAGAAGGGGAGCCAGGAUCCUCGGGAUCUUCCACCUCCGCCAGGACGGUCGGUGAAGAGAUGGAGGACAAGUCGGACAAGUCAUCCUCCAGGUUCUCCGAGUACCUCUUCGCCAAGAUGGGCGGCCAGGAUGUUUCCGCCUCGCAGGGUCCCCGCAAGGUGACGGCAGACACCACCCAGUGGAUGCGGGAAAAUCUACUGUUAUUGGUCACCUUGUCUGGAGUCGUCCUUGGAGUGAUCAUUGGGUUUGGUCUGCGUGCCUUCCGUCUGGGCGACGAUACUGUGAUGUUAAUUAGUUAUCCGGGUGAGCUGUUUAUGAGGUUACUGAAAUUGAUGAUUUUACCCCUGGUUAUUGCAAGUCUCAUAUCUGGCUCAGCGAGUUUAAAUGCCAGAAUGAAUGGAAUGAUAGCCGUUCGAACUCUGGUCUACUUUAUCUUGACGUCUUUGCUAAAUGCCAUUCUUGGUGUCGUCCUAGUGCUCCUUAUUCAUCCUGGUAAUCCAGGCCUGAAGGAAUCAAUAACACCCUCGACACACGCAAGGGCUGUAAACAUUUUGGACAGCCUUUUGGAUCUUGGAAGGAACAUGUUUCCAGACAAUCUCUUUCAAGCAGCUUUCCAACAGGCUCAUACAGUUUAUGUUCCAAAAAAAGAGCCCUCUCAAAAUUAUACAGAAAAACUGGAAAAUUCGGAAGAACUACCGGAAAAUUUAAUAAGAGUUGUCCAAUACAGAAGUGGUACCAAUACUUUGGGAAUAGUAUUUUUCUGUUUGGUCUUUGGCACCUUCCUUGGAACCCUUGGCGAAAAAGGUCAAGUUGUGAUAGACUUUUUUAAGGCCGUUUUCGAAGUCAUCAUGCGAAUGGUUUCCACUGUCAUGUGGAUGACUCCGAUUGGAAUCACAUCAGUGAUUGCUGGCAAAAUCCUAGGUGUAAACGAUCUUGCUCUGGUCAUGUCUCAGCUUGCCUGGUUCAUCGUGACAAUUGUGAUUGGUGUUUUCCUGUACCAGCUGGUAAUCAUGCAGCUGAUCUACUUGGCGAUCGUAAGGAAGAAUCCUUUCAAGUUCUACGCAGGCCUCGCUCAGGGUACCCUCACCGCCUUCGCCAUGGCAUCAACGGCUGCCGCACUUCCGGUGACGUUCCGACUGAUGACUGAUAAAUUGAGAGUUGACCCGCGGGUCACUAGAUUCGUCCUACCGAUUGGAUGCAAUAUUAACAUGGAUGGUACUGCUCUUUUCGUGGCGGUUGCGAGCAUCUUCAUUGCCCAGAUGAAUGGCAUCAACCUUGGAUUUGGAGAAAUCAUUACGGUCAUAUUAACGUCCACAGCAGCAUCAGUAUCUUCAGCGUCUGUACCAAGUGCUGCCUUGGUAUUACUUUUGGUAGUUCUCAGUGCCAUCGAUGCUCCUGUGCAAGAUGUUUCUCUACUUUUUGCCAUUGAUUGGUUUGUAGAUCGAGUGAGGACUACAAACAACAUGUUGGGAGACUGCUACGCAGCUGCCGUCGUAGAACAUUUAUCAAAGAAGGAAUUAAUGGCUUUGGACGCCGCAGCAUAUCAAUCCGAGACUAUCCUCCCUACCACUAUUGCAAAUGGUUGCAUCUCAGCUAACAGGGUUCCAGAUCCUGACACGAUAGUUGUCGAAAUGCAAGAUGACACAAGGAUAACCGGCAUCGCCAAGUAAAAACGCUUGUUGCAACAGCACAAUGAAGAUUCCACAAUCAGUGACCGAAGAAACUGUUUGACAGCCGUGUAUCUAAAUGGACACUGUUUCAAGCAGUCGGUUAUCAGUAAUGAAUGACGAAGUGGUAAAAAAUGUCUCUUCAGAAAAAGAAAGAGGACAAUUUUGAAAGAGAAAGACUGUUCGUUGAUUGUUAAAACAUUUUUAGGACUACACAGGGAAUCGACUUUUUUAGAAAAGACUCGCGAGAGGGUCGAUUCGGGGUCAAUAAAUAUCAGAAAAUGACAAAAUAAUCAAUCUAAACGCCGGAUCCAGCUCAGUAUAACGUGAUGGAUUCGUGCAAUUUUUAAGUCAGCUUUAUGUCAGCCUUUAUCACAAUUAGAGAGGCAAAUGAAAAUGGAUAGAAAUGAGUUUAGUUUGGGAAAAUUUCUAUGCGAUGCCCAUUUAUUCGCGGUCUGCCUGCUUGCUCUGUCCCUCACCCAGAUGAGGAGAAUAAAAUACGGAACAUGAAAAAAAUUAUUUUGCGUUUAUUCAUUUAGAAAUUUAUGUUUUUUGUUAUGAUAAUGAAAUUAUAAAUAAAAUUUUUUAAAUAAAUUUCUUCUACCGAGGUAAGUUCAGAAUUUGUCUCUCGUUUUCCUGCGUGUAUCGUGAAGGUGGUCCAAAUUUUUUUCUCGAAUUUUCAUGCUAAUCGGCUUUAAAUUUAUUUGAAUUAAAAAAAAUCGUUUUUUAAUGGUAUUUAGAAGUUCUGCAAUCCCCGUGAAGCUUAACACGCAUUCACCAUAAGAAAAAAAAAAAACACUUUUGUAAAUUCUAUUUAAAAUCCCCCCAUAGGUCUGUUUUAUAGAGUGCAAAAAACCCACAAGUAGAAAAUUGGGUUUUGCGAGAUGUUGGUGCUGAUUA
Belonocnema kinseyi is the source of this 2625-nucleotide messenger RNA. It is a transcript of the gene Eaat2, whose product is annotated as excitatory amino acid transporter. The record is from RefSeq and is a predicted model, not a curated record. Gene Ontology annotation, biological process: L-glutamate transmembrane transport. Lineage: Eukaryota; Metazoa; Arthropoda; Insecta; Hymenoptera; Cynipidae. Bases 118 to 1728 code for a protein of 536 amino acids. Gene Ontology annotation, cellular component: plasma membrane. The transcript is spliced from 11 exons. Gene Ontology annotation, molecular function: L-glutamate transmembrane transporter activity; neutral L-amino acid transmembrane transporter activity; glutamate:sodium symporter activity.